Messenger RNA from Sciurus carolinensis (gray squirrel), 2077 nucleotides. RefSeq names its product alcohol dehydrogenase iron containing 1 (gene Adhfe1). Gene Ontology annotation, molecular function: alcohol dehydrogenase (NAD+) activity; metal ion binding. NCBI's taxonomy places the organism in Eukaryota, Metazoa, Chordata, Mammalia, Rodentia, Sciuridae. The transcript is spliced from 14 exons. The coding region runs from base 40 to 1443 and encodes 467 amino acids. Gene Ontology annotation, cellular component: mitochondrion. The record is from RefSeq and is a predicted model, not a curated record.
GGAGCUGUGCAGAGAAACGAGGAGGACUUUCCCGCAGCCAUGGCCGCAGCCGCCCGGGCCCGGGUCGCGCACUUGCUAAAGCAACUGCAGCGCGCAGCAUGCAAGUGCCCAGCACAUUCUCAUACUUACUCCCAAGCUCCUGGACUUUCAUCUUCUGAGAAAACAACAGAUUAUGCCUUUGAGAUGGCUGUUUCAAAUAUUAGAUAUGGAGCAGGAGUUACAAAAGAAGUAGGCAUGGACCUACAGAACAUGGGAGCUAAAAAUAUUUGCUUGAUGACAGAUAAGAACCUCUCCCGACUCCCUCCUGUACAAGUAGUUAUGAAUUCCCUAGUAAAGAAUGGCAUCAACUUUCAGGUUUAUGAUGAUGUGAGGGUGGAACCAACAGAUACAAGCUUCAAGGAUGCAAUCGAGUUUGCCAGAAAGGGAUCUUUUGAUGCCUAUGUUGCUGUGGGUGGUGGCUCCACCAUAGACACCUGCAAAGCUGCUAAUCUAUAUGCCUCCAACCCUCACUCAGAGUUCCUUGAUUACGUCAAUGUCCCCAUUGGAAAGGGAAAACCCGUGUCUGAGCCUCUUAAGCCUCUGAUUGCAGUCCCAACUACCUCAGGAACUGGGAGUGAAACUACUGGGGUUGCCAUUUUUGACUAUGAAAGCUUGAAAGUAAAAACUGGCAUUGCUUCACGAGCCAUCAAACCCACACUGGGACUAGUUGACCCUCUUCACACUCUCCACAUGCCUAGCCAAGUGGUCGCCAACAGUGGCUUCGAUGUGCUCUGCCAUGCACUGGAGUCAUACACUGCCCUUCCCUACCACAUGCGGAGCCCCUGCCCUUCUAAUCCCAUCACACGGCCAGCGUACCAGGGCAGCAACCCAAUCAGUGACAUUUGGGCGGUCCACGCACUGAGGAUCGUUGCUAAGUACCUGAAGAGGGCUGUCAGAAAUCCUGAUGAUCUUGAAGCAAGGUCUAAUAUGCACUUGGCAAGCACUUUUGCUGGCAUUGGCUUUGGAAAUGCUGGUGUUCAUCUGUGCCAUGGAAUGUCCUACCCGAUUUCAGGUUUAGUGAAGACAUAUAAAGCAAAAGAUUAUAAUGUGGAUCACCCACUGGUGCCCCAUGGCCUUUCUGUGGUGCUCACAUCCCCUGCAGUGUUCACGUUCACAGCCCAGAUGUUUCCAGAGCGGCACCUGGAGACAGCAGAAAUAUUGGGAGCGGACACUCGCACUGCCAGGAUCCAAGAUGCUGGGCCUGUGUUGGCAGACACACUCCGGAAAUUCUUAUUUGAUCUAAAUGUUGAUGAUGGCCUAGCUGCCAUUGGUUACUCCAAGGCCGAUAUCCCUGCAUUAGUGAAAGGAACAUUGCCCCAGGAAAGGGUCACCAAGCUUGCACCCCGUCCCCAAUCAGAAGAGGAUCUGUCUACUCUGUUUGAAGCAUCAAUGAAACUAUAUUAGUUGUCAUUUUAACUGAAAGAAAAUCAUCCACUAUAGCCCUGAAAACAGAAGUUGACCUGGCUAGAGCACUGUCUUUUCAUCUCUUCACAUAAUUUACCUGCUACCAGUUUGAAUGUGAUAGAUAAAAAUUUAUCCUACAGGAGAGUCCUGAUGUUUGGAGUCAAGUUAUUUCCAUAAAAUAAGCUACACAAGUGCUCACUAUGUCAGACCCCUGGGCCAGACUUCAGGUGUUAGUGUUCCUGUGCCAAACCCGACAGAACACUCUGCCUCUAUUCCAUGUGUCAAAUGGGCAAAAACUCACUAUUUAUCAAAUAUGUACCUAUACUCUGCCCAGGAACUGCAUGUCUAGAAAUUUAUCCUGUAGAAAGAUUAGUACAAGUCUAUAAAGAAAUAUGAUGAGAUGUUUUGGGAAAGAUUUUUUUAAGUAACAAAAAAUUGAAACAAUCUAAAUAUUCAUUAAGUCAUCACAUCUUCUAGUCCCCUACCCCAGAAGGAUAACACACCAUUGAGGAAAUAUAAAUAGCCAUAGGAAGUGCAGGCUGUCUUUGCUGACUUUACUCGUAACAAUUGUUGAAAAAUAGAAAAGAAAAAAAAAAAAGAAAAAUAGAGCAAAUUACUAAACUAGUUUGGAAAA